AUGGAGCACGAUCACAUGCGACCACGUCCCUCCGACGACUCCUCGCAGCCGGCCUUCUCUCCAUCGCCUUUUCAGCGUCUCCCACCGCUCUACGAUCAGAAAAAAACGCCUCUGCCCUCUUGCCCUCCGCCAACAUAUGCCCAGGCCCGCGAUGCACCCGCACAAGCCUCAGUGUUCCCGCCCAUGCCCACCACCGAGUUAGCGCCCAUCCAGCCAGCGCUGAUGGCCACCCAAAAGCCCGCGAGCGACAAUACUCUUCCCUCGCUGUCAGCAUUGACAGGCAAGGACAUGGCUUCCCCAAACAUGUCGUCGCCGUCAUCUACUGCCGCCGACCAGGCGGCGUCCCCGUCCGAACCUCAAUUGACGCGGUGGCCUAGCCUGAAUCCGCUAACCGCCUAUUAUACGCCGAGCUUCGCUCAGGGCGACGAGGUGCCCCUCAAGAUGGAAGUCGAUAGCAACACCUCCGGAACCCCCAGUGUUCUCUCGCCGGACCGGCAAUACGACGGUCGUGGGAACAGCCUGAGCCUCGACGACCCCGAUGUUCGCAUGGCCGCCGAAGCCUUGGGCGAUUUGCGGGCUGAUUUCGUCUCUUCACCCCCAAACCGCAACACGCCCCUACGUUCUGGAACCCCCAAACCUCUCGCCGGUCAAUCGUCCCGACAGUCCGAGCCUCUGCUCAACUUGUUGACGACGUCGCAUCCACUUCUUGCCAAGACGAUUGAAGGUACUACGUCCGCAUACAAUAACUCGAAAAACUUCUCUCCCCGCUUCAAGACGAGUGCCGAGUACGUCGAGACCUACCUCGGCCCCAUUGGCAACACAUUGGGCUCCGUAUCCCGGGUCACUGGGGUUGAGGGUGGCGUCCGAUGGUUCCUCGGUGGCCGGCGGCAUCGCCGCGACCGCGAAACGGAUAGCGACCCCGGAUCGCAUAAGCGGCGCAAGGUCGAAGGCAAGACAAGCAAGGGUCCCAGCACCCCUCGAUCGGACCCUACGAACCCGGCUGAGGCUCUCGAGGUGGAUUUGUAUGGUUUCACCAAGGAGAGGAGACCGUCUCUCAGCACCAUCGACACCCUCCCCGCCUAUGACGACCUCACGUCGCCUGCUUAUACAGAAACCGCUGAUGGCCAGGGCAAGGAGCAGAGCCACGCUCUCUCCAGGGGUGGCUCGUCAACACCAGCCCCUUGGCAGUCGCGCCUCAUCAUGUCGACGUCGGGACUGAGCAUCGCCAUGAGUGAAGAGAGUCUGCGAAGCCUGAAAUAUUGCCUCCGAUGGCUUCGCUGGGCCAACGAGCAUAUUGCUGGCAUCAUCAGCGCGCUGAAGAGCACCCUGGAGCAGUAUGAAAAGGCCGAGCAGGCCCAGCCUGCAGGAUCCUCGCAACAGGCCGAGCACGCUCAGGAGGACCGCCGCGAGCUGGCCGCACGCAUUGUGGCCCUCAAGAGCGACGUACUCAAGACUCUUCACGACGUCAUCAACACCGUCUCCAAAUACGCAGGAGGCGCCCUUCCCGAGAAUGCCCGCGUCCUUGUGCGCAAGCAUCUCACGAGUCUCCCCCAGCGGUUCCAGCUCGCUGCCAGAACGGAAGGCCCCGCACCUUCGCAAGAAGGCCAGGGUCAGGAUGCUGCCGACCAGGAGAUGCGAGUCGGCGCGCAAAAGGUCCUAGUGCUUGCCAAGGAAGGCCUCGACAUGAUGUCCCAGGUCAGCGGUGUGCUCGAUGGCACCAUCGUGAGCGCCGAGGAGUGGUGCGAGCGCCUGGGCAAGAAGCGAAGAGACCAGAGAGAGCAGCUGACAGGAGGACCUGCUACCGAACCGCCUACCGAGCCACUGGCCUCUGUCGCUGUCGACCAGGAAGUCGUCAUGCAAUGA
Messenger RNA from Thyridium curvatum, 1863 nucleotides. RefSeq lists its product as uncharacterized. Gene Ontology annotation, molecular function: transcription corepressor activity. The record is from RefSeq and is a predicted model, not a curated record. Bases 1 to 1863 code for a protein of 620 amino acids. Gene Ontology annotation, biological process: regulation of transcription by RNA polymerase II; endoplasmic reticulum unfolded protein response; phospholipid biosynthetic process. Lineage: Eukaryota; Fungi; Ascomycota; Sordariomycetes; Thyridiales; Thyridiaceae. The transcript is spliced from 2 exons. Gene Ontology annotation, cellular component: endoplasmic reticulum; nucleus.